Messenger RNA from Triticum turgidum subsp. durum (durum wheat), 738 nucleotides. The record is from the annotation of a GenBank genome assembly. Lineage: Eukaryota; Viridiplantae; Streptophyta; Magnoliopsida; Poales; Poaceae.
AUGGCCGCCCGCCUGCACCAUUUCCUCCUCCUCGCCGCGCUCCUCCUGUUGAUCGGACGCGGCGCCCCCUCCUCAGCUGGCGCGGCAGGGAACGGGAAGGUGCCCGUGGAGCUUUACUACGAGUCCCUGUGCCCCAGCUCAGCGCAGUUCGUGACGGACCGCCUCGCCGAAGCCUUGGAGGACGGCCUCCUGGAGGCCGCGGACGUGACUCUCGUCCCCUACGGCAACGCCAAGGUCGGCAAGGGCGGCACAAUCACAUGUGAGCAUGGCCCCGAGGAAUGCCUUCUCAACACGGUGGAGGCUUGCGCCAUCGACGCCUGGCCGGACGUGAAUGUGCAUUUCGGUUUCAUCAACUGCGUGGAGGGCCUCGUGAUGAACGAAAUACAGGGGGAGUGGGAGUCGUGCUUCCACAAACUGGGGCUCGAACCCAAGGCUGUCACGGAGUGCUACAAGAGUGAGCAUGGCCACAAGCUUUCACUCAAGUACGGGAAACAAACUGGUGCGCUUGUGCCUCCGCUCAACGGCGUCCCACAUGUGGUGGUAGAUGGCAAGCCACGCGAGGACCGGGAAUUCGUAUCUUACGUCUGCAAGGCAUACAAGGGACGUCCUCCCAAGAUUUGCCAUGAGCCGGACCGUCACUGUCCGACCGUGGUGGAGGCAGGCAACGGUGUCAGCUACAACCCCGCCGAUUUCAAGCUCGAAGACGGCGUUGAGGUGCCGCGGACUGAUGACAACUGA